AUGGAGGACGGCGUGCUCAAGGAGGGUUUCCUCGUCAAGAGGUCUGGCUACCUGUGCUGUGGGACACCUCUCCCUGAACACAGUGUCGUCCCCUCAGCCAUCUCACCACAGGGCUGUGCUGUCCAUCCUCAGGGUCACAUUGUCCACAACUGGAAAGCACGAUGGUUCAUCCUCCGGCAGAACACGCUACUGUACUACAAGCUCCAGGGGGGUCGGAAGGUGACCCCUCCCAAGGGCCGGAUCCUUCUGGAUGGCUGCACCAUCACCUGCCCCUGCCUGGAGUAUGAAAAUCGACCCCUUCUCAUUAAGUUGAAGACUCAAACAUCCACUGAGUACUUCCUGGAAGCCUGUUCUCGAGAGGAGAGGGACGCCUGGGCCUUUGAGAUAACAGGGGCUAUUCACGCUGGGCAGCCGGGGAAAGUCCAGCAACUCCACAUAUUGAAGAACUCCUUCAAGCUGCCCCCUCACAUCAGUCUGCAUCGCAUUGUGGACAAGAUGCACGACAGCAGCAGCGGAAUCCGGCCAAGCCCCAACAUGGAACAGGGAAGCACCUACAAAAAGACCUUCAUAGGCUCCUCCCUAGUGGACUGGCUCAUCUCCAACAGCUUUUCUGCUAACCGUCUGGAGGCUGUGACCCUGGCCUCCAUGCUCAUGGAAGAGAAUUUCCUUAAGCCAGUAGGCGUCCGAAGCAUGGGAGCCAUUCGCUCUGGAGACCUGGCCGAGCAGUUCCUGGAUGACUCCACGGCCCUGUACACUUUCGCUGAGAGCUACAAGAAGAAGAUAAGCUCCAAGGAAGAAAUUAGCCUCAGCACUGUGGAGUUGAGUGGCACAGUGGUAAAACAAGGCUAUCUGGCCAAGCAGGGACACAAAAGGAAAAACUGGAAGGUGCGGCGCUUUGUUCUGAGGAAGGAUCCGGCUUUUCUGCAUUACUAUGACCCUUCCAAAGAAGAGAACCGGCCAGUGGGUGGGUUUUCUCUUCGUGGUUCCCUCGUGUCUGCUCUGGAGGAUAACGGCGUUCCCACUGGGGUUAAAGGAAAUGUCCAGGGGAAUCUCUUCAAAGUGAUUACCAAGGAUGACACACACUAUUACAUCCAGGCCAGCAGCAAGGCUGAGCGAGCUGAGUGGAUUGAAGCUAUCAAAAAGCUAACGUGACAAGGGAGCGUGUUCCUGAAGGAACAGGACAAGGUUUCCUCCCUCCUACCGGAUGGUACAGACAAGAUUUCCUGGAGAAUGG
This is a messenger RNA of Panthera uncia (snow leopard), 1234 nucleotides long. It is a transcript of the gene PLEK2, whose product is annotated as pleckstrin 2. The record is from RefSeq and is a predicted model, not a curated record. Gene Ontology annotation, biological process: intracellular signal transduction; actin cytoskeleton organization. Bases 1 to 1152 code for a protein of 383 amino acids. Gene Ontology annotation, cellular component: plasma membrane. The transcript is spliced from 9 exons. NCBI's taxonomy places the organism in Eukaryota, Metazoa, Chordata, Mammalia, Carnivora, Felidae.